Messenger RNA from Scleropages formosus (Asian bonytongue), 2361 nucleotides. It is a transcript of the gene snx6, whose product is annotated as sorting nexin 6. The transcript is spliced from 14 exons. Gene Ontology annotation, cellular component: endosome. Gene Ontology annotation, molecular function: phosphatidylinositol binding. Gene Ontology annotation, biological process: retrograde transport, endosome to Golgi. Bases 316 to 1539 code for a protein of 407 amino acids. The record is from RefSeq and is a predicted model, not a curated record. Lineage: Eukaryota; Metazoa; Chordata; Actinopteri; Osteoglossiformes; Osteoglossidae.
UAUUUUGUUGUGACCCAGCUCUGUUUCCUUCUUAAUUAAAAAAAGGGAAAAAGUCACACAAAAUAAAAAUGCAUUAUAGUACUUUGAAGCGACAUUUAGCCCCUGACUGCGUUUCAUCGUCGCUCUCUGUCCGCCCUCCAGCGGGUUCCGCUGCAGUCCAGCAGAUGGCGCCGCUUCGCAUCGGACGCCGUUGAGUCUCCAGCGGCCGCCCGAAAAGAGCGAACAAGAAGCGUGCGCGUCGGCGCCACCUUGUCCGCCGCCCGAGCUCGACGUCAGACCGCCUCCGCGCGCCGCCACACCGACUCCCCAGCAGCCAUGAUGCAAGAAGGGCUGGACGACGGUCCCGAUUUCCUCUCCGACGAGGACAGAGGUCCCAGGGCCGUUAAUGUGGACCUGCAGUCCGACGCCACGCUACAGGUGGACAUUUCAGAUGCGCUGAGCGAGAGGGACAAAGUUAAGUUCACGGUUCACACCAAGAGCACCCUUUCCAACUUCAAGCAGAAUGAGUUCUCUGUGGUGCGACAGCAUGAGGAGUUCAUUUGGCUGCACGAUUCCUUUGUGGAGAACGAGGAAUACGCUGGUUACAUUAUACCCCCAGCCCCUCCCAGACCAGACUUUGACGCUUCAAGAGAGAAGCUGCAGAAACUGGGGGAAGGCGAAGGUUCAAUGACCAAGGAGGAGUUCACCAAAAUGAAACAGGAACUAGAGGCGGAAUACUUGGCCAUCUUCAAAAAGACAGUGGCAAUGCAUGAAGUGUUCCUUUGUCGAGUGGCAGCUCACCCAGUCCUGAGGAAGGACUUGAAUUUUCACGUGUUUCUAGAGUACAAUCAAGAUCUGAGCGUUCGAGGUAAGAACAAGAAGGAGAAGUUGGAAGAUUUCUUCAAGAAUGUGGUGAAAUCUGCAGAUGGUGUGUUGGUAGCAGGAGUAAAGGAUGUUGACGAUUUCUUCGAGCAUGAGAAGACAUUCCUUUUAGAAUACCAUAACCGCGUCAAAGAUGCUUCUGCCAAAUCUGAUAGAAUGAUCAGGUCUCACAAAAGUAUUGCAGAUGAUGUCAAUAGAAUUGCCUCCACACUGUACACAUUAGGGACACAGGACUCUACAGAUGUGUGCAAGUUUUUCCUAAAAGUGUCAGAGCUGUUUGAGAAAACCCGGAAAAUUGAGGCACGUGUUGCGGCUGAUGAAGACCUGAAACUUGCUGACUUGUUGAAGUACUACCUCAGGGAGUCUCAAGCAGCAAAGGAUCUCCUGUAUAGGAGGGGAAGGGCCCUGGUUGACUAUGAGAACGCAAACAAAGCACUAGACAAAGCCAGGGCCAAGAACAAAGAUGUCCUUCAAGCAGAAACCAGCCAGCAAGUCUGCUGUCAGAAGUUUGAGAAAAUUUCUGAAUCAGCCAAGCAAGAACUUAUAGAUUUUAAGACGAGGCGAGUAGCAGCUUUCAGAAAAAACCUGGUGGAACUUGCAGAACUGGAACUGAAACAUGCUAAGGGUCAUCUACAGCUGUUGCAAAGCUGCCUUGGGGUUCUAAAAGGAGACACAUAAGACUCCGGCUGAUGGUCCACUGUAAAGGGCUUCCCCCAUUUCGGUCUCGUCUUUGAAAGAUGAAGGCACGAGUGUGGGUUCAUUUUGUCCACAGGAUGUUUGCAGCCUCCACUAGCAGAGACCGUACACCCUCCACUACCGCCCUGAGCCCACCCCAGAGCAAGGAAGUCCACGGUGGAAUGUCACCGAAGUCCACACAGCACAAAAAGAAAAUCCUAUAUCUUUAUUUAAUCACAUCAACUUUUUAAUCAUCAAGGCAUUGUUUUCCGUGAAAUUCACACUACCAGUAUCACACGUCCUUUGUCUUUUGUUUUGCUUAGAGUAACCUUUGCCUUUAGUUUCAGUAAUCUUUUCUGUGACGCUGCUCAGUUAUGUUGGUCCAGUUGAGCUGAUUGUGACUAUUAUUAAAGUGUAUUGUCACUAAAAGCCUUGUACAUGUUGUAUUAGUUUUUACUCUACUGCUAAUGAACCCCUUAAUCAGAUUAACAGGUUUUGAUUAUUAAUAAGUCAACAAUUUCAUGCAUUCUUGAGGAAAAAUCUGUUGGUUAUUCCAUUCCAGACAAAAGAAUUCCUUUGGUGUUUUUGCCUUAAAUUGUAGACUAAUCCUAUUAGUAUUGUAAAAACAAAUGGAAUUUUUGCCCCCCCUGAAACUUUUUAAAUGUGCACUGUAUACGAAUGUUUUGUCUCACACGAUGUGACCAAAGCUUCCCUUAGUUUAAGUGGAGGAAUGCCGAGACAAACGCGGUGAUAAUGAUGAAACAAGUUGAUUAUAACAAACUAUACUGUUUAUCUUGGAAUUGGCAUUAAAAGAUUUUAUUACUG